Molecule: messenger RNA, 1474 nt
Organism: Drosophila mojavensis
Lineage: Eukaryota; Metazoa; Arthropoda; Insecta; Diptera; Drosophilidae
Gene: Hakai
Product: E3 ubiquitin-protein ligase Hakai
Exons: 3
Coding region: 22-1392 (456 amino acids)
Biological process (GO): protein ubiquitination; regulation of cell adhesion
Molecular function (GO): ubiquitin protein ligase activity
Source: RefSeq, a predicted model, not a curated record
CAGGAGUUAGUUAGUUGUAAAAUGGAAAAUGAUGAAGUUAAACGUGGCCGUGGACGCGGACGUGGCUCUCGAGCGCGGGGUCGAGGCCGAGGACGCGGCCGGGGACGCGGUAAAAAAAUUGAUGACACAGGCAGCACAUUAGAGACAUACGAAGGUGGCGUUGGCGUUGUUGUUGCACCUGUGUCAGGUAGCGGAGCCGUUGAGGAUAGUCCCAGCAGCAUGGAUCACACAGAAGAUGCCGUGAUGCACGACCUAGAUAAAGAAAACGAGAUGGAGGUAACAGCAUCGGCCGAAGAGCAGGCAACACCCAUUGCAGACAGAACGCCGCCGCCUCAGCAACAGCAGCUGCAGCAGCAGGUAGCGCCGCCCAUGCUACCACAGACAAUUGACAUGGAAGCGGAUAUAUCCCAGUUGGAAGCGCCCACAUUUACGACAUUGUCACGCGGACCACCGGAGCCCAUGCUACGCCUUAAAUGGAACCACAAAGUGAACCUCAUUGGCGAAAAGGUGCUCAAUCCGAUGAUCCAUUGCUGCGACCAGUGCGACAAACCCAUCCUUGUCUACGGCCGCAUGAUACCCUGCAAACACGUCUUUUGCCUCAAGUGUGCUCGCGCCGAGCCCAUCAAGAGCUGUCCGCGCUGCAGCGACAAGGUGCUGCGCGUCGAGCAAUCCGGCCUUGGCACGGUCUUCAUGUGCACGCACGGUGGUAGUCGGUAUGGCAGCACCGGCUGUCGACGUACGUAUCUCUCGCAGCGCGAUCUGCAGGCGCACAUCAAUCACCGGCACGUCGCACCACAGCCGCCACUGACAGCGUCAACGGGCGUGGAGCCAAAGCUGACGGAGAUGAGCGGCCUGGAGUUGCAUAAGCAGCGCAAGUUAUCCGAACCCUCUACCGCCUCCGUCUCUUCCUCCUCUGCUGCCGCUGCUGCCCACAUGCAACAGCGUUCCACAACUCGCGCUGGCAUAGGCUCCAUACCUCCACCGGGAUCCUCUGAACGAGCCACUGGCCACACGCACUCAACUCUCACGCUGGCGAACCUGGCACGCAUCAACAAUGCGAACGCCCAGGACUGCCAUCAGGGCAAGGCAUCGCUACACCAGACCCUCAAGAAGGGCACGACGCAUCAGUCCGAAUCAGUGGCAGAUGCCUCCUACUACAGCAGCGUGCUCGCUACAUUUGGCAGUGCGGGCGUGGCUGGUGGCGUUUCCACGGCCUCUACUAGCUCGCCAGCUAUUCCGAAUUGCGCACCCAACAGUGGCAGCGCAUCUGGUGGAGGAGCAGCUGCGGGCGCAGGCAACGCCGCCCAAUUAAGCAGCAGCUACGACAUCGGCAACGCGACAGGCAGCACCAGCAGCGGCAGCAACUGGCAGCAAGCGCAAUAUUACAGAUAGUCAUUUAAUGGACAGAAUCUAUACUUUCGCAUAAUACACUUAUACAUUUACUUAUUGUACAAAUAAACUUGUAUGUGGAAAA